AUGCAAUUUACUCGAGUUAUCUUAGUAGCUCUGUUCUUUUCGACCUUUGUGAAUGCGGGAAACAUAAUCAAGACAAAAAUUGACCUUUCCCGAAAUAUCAACGGUGCUGACCGUGUUACUUUCAACAACUUGUACAAGUUCUUUGAUGAGUUUCAUACGAAACUUAAUAAAAUUAAUCUUUUGCAAGCUAACACCGACCAAUCUUUAAAGAUACGAAACCAAGCUAAUAUCAUCAGACAACUCAUAUCUGAUGUUGUUACUACCCUAGAUCAAAUUACUCAUAACGGCCAAGCAAGAACACUUAAUUAUUUUGAUGCCAAACAAGUAAUCAAAACCAUCAGAAAAGUCUAUGGAAAUCCCGAACUUUUUAAUGCCUUUACUACUUACUAUCAAGGAUUUGAGGAGUUGUAUAAACAACAGGUCGGACUACAAUAUUUAGCUAAUGAACUUACUACUGCUAUGUACGAACCUAUAAAACACCCACAGAAAUUUGUGACACUCUUCUCUUCACUUGGAAGAGACAAAUAUAUCAACAAGAGUAGAAACUAUGCCCAGGUAAAAGCUAUUAUUCAACAAUUUGCAGAAAAUGCCAAUCAUGAGUUUAUGCGUGUUAAUAUAGACCCCGAAUUGCGUGAAGAUAUUGAACAUCAUCUUUAA
This is a messenger RNA of Entamoeba invadens IP1, 657 nucleotides long. RefSeq lists its product as hypothetical. The record is from RefSeq and is a predicted model, not a curated record. The transcript has a single exon. The coding region runs from base 1 to 657 and encodes 218 amino acids. Lineage: Eukaryota; Evosea; Mastigamoebida; Endamoebidae.